AUGGGCGUCGAUACUGGCUACGAUGGUCCUUACGGCGGCACUCGGUUAUAUCCAAUGUCAGGUGGCUCUAGUAGAGCACCCAUUGACUUGACCGACAGCCCACCCAAGAAACGCAGAGGCAAGCGCAAGUCCGCUGACAUCGAUGACUUCGCCAACGAACCUCCCAAGAAGCGCAAGACGAAGCGGAAGAGUACAGAUGAUGCCGAAGAUGGCGCUUUCACCAGCGAAGUUCCCAAGAAACGCAAGAUGAAGGGCAAGAGCACAGAUGACGCCGACGAUGGUGGCAGGCCAGUCAAGAAGAAGGCCAAGUCAAAGAACGAAGAGAAACGUCUGAAGCGAUGGCGGGACAAGGCACCUCAGUCUUACGGCGAGAUUCGUGGCCGCGCCUUGACGCAGAGGAUGUUUGUGGUUGACCGCCAGCGACACGAUGCGACCGGCGAAGGCGAACUUGCACAUCCCACAGAAGUCGUGAAACUCGCAGGCACGACCGGCAACAUCUACACCAUCACCAUCGACCGACUCCCUUCCUGCGAUUGUCCACAUGCUCGCAAAGGCAAUCAGUGCAAACACAUCGUCUACGUCCUCGCACGCGUCUUACGUGCACCAGCACACCUCGAAUACCAACUCGCCUUUGUGUCAUCCGAGCUCCGCGACAUCUUCGAGAAAGCGCCGCCACUACCCUUCGAAACAGCCGACGAUAGCGCGAAAGACGGCAACCGGAAAGAGCUGACAGACUGCCCCAUUUGCUGCGAAGACUUUGAGCCAGAGAACAGUAACGAGAAGGUGGUGUAUUGUAAGGCGGCUUGUGGGAACAACAUACACGAGGAGUGCUUCAAGCAGUGGGCAGCAACCAAGGCAGGUGGCAACGUGACCUGUCCGUUCUGUCGCACACCUUGGGACUUUGGUGGCGAUGAUCAGGCAAUCAAGAUGGUCGCGCAGAGCGGCAGUCUCAAUGCGGAGGGAUAUGUCAAUGUGGCGAGCCAGCUGGGAUUGAGUGGUCGGCGGGAUUACUCGAGCUACCAUGAGUAUUGGGUGCGGCGGCGGAUGAGGAAUGGGGAGGAUGUGGGCGAUUAUGAUGAUGGAUGGUGA
Messenger RNA from Fulvia fulva, 1089 nucleotides. RefSeq lists its product as uncharacterized. Bases 1 to 1089 code for a protein of 362 amino acids. The record is from RefSeq and is a predicted model, not a curated record. Gene Ontology annotation, molecular function: ubiquitin protein ligase activity; zinc ion binding. NCBI's taxonomy places the organism in Eukaryota, Fungi, Ascomycota, Dothideomycetes, Mycosphaerellales, Mycosphaerellaceae. The transcript has a single exon.